AUGAACUUCCUGCACAUUGACAUAUCAAACACCCUAACGAUCCUCAGGUUCCUGGAAGGAGUGCUCUCCGUCUGCACUUCCGCCGUGAUGUUGAGAGCAUGCGAAUUACUACAAUGGUCUCUGUCUAGCAGGAGGGACGGUGUUGAUGCACUGUGCUUGCUCGGACUUUCGCCAACGACGGGGAUUCUUGGAACAAUCGGUCUUGCCUUCAGCAAACACGGUUCCUGGAAGGAUCGAUUGGCUGCAAGUACGAGAAUCGGGCUGUCGAGUGCGGUUUGGAUCUCCGGGGUCGUAUUGUUCGCACGGACGCAACUAAAGGUGGUAUAUGACUCCGUAAGCACUUAUAACGUCACGGCCGGUGUUGGCCAGUUCAAUGGAUCAUACAUACCCGAAUAUCUGCAGCAAUACCAGCAAACCAACACUGGCUACGAAUUCGUCGUGUUGCCAUAUUCAAUCGUGGCCACAGCGUCAAACCUGGUUGUCAACCCGAUGCAUGCAACAACCAUAGAUCCAGUGACGUGUGAAGAUGGCAUGGUCUGCAAUGCAUACCUGAUAUCGGGCGGUUUGAUCAUGACAACGCCCUGGCCACCAACAAAUUAUCCGUUGUAUCCAGUUGUGACAAUUCCAGGCGUUCCCUCACUACAGAUCGACUUUGUCCGAGGGAUACGCAAUGACACAUUUAUCGAUUCUAAGGAUUGCCAGGUGUUUGGUCAACCAGGGUUUCUGAUCGGCAUCAAAUUCUGCCUCGCACGGAGCCAGUCGGCGGUGGGCUCAUUAUUCGCGGGCAUUUUUGUUUGCACUCAAGGAAUAGUCGAGAAUGAAUGCUGGACAGAACCGAAACCGCCGGAGGUCACCACAACCUUCUCGAUCCACCGUCGUCUUGCCUCGGUAACAACCGCGAGAUCCAACUUCUCGAUUCUCUCCAUCGACAAGGUCACCGAUCCUGUGCAAGACACAGAUCUUGAUGUUGAAGGGCUCAAAAAUGCUUUUGCAUGGCUCUUUAAUUUCAGCGCGGCAGGAAUCCCUGCCCCCGCUUCCAUUGCGCAGUACUUCUGGACAGUUCAGGACCAGUUGGAAAGUGAAUAUUGGUCUAUUGAGCCGUAUCAGACCUUCCACAGUAUUCUAGCCUUCCCGUUUUGGCUGUUUAAUUUCAAUAACUUUGGAAACGUUCAGCUGGAAGCGAGAAACAUUGUGGCCGGACUGCCACCUGAGUUUUACACGGAAGCCUCGAUUGGGGCUCCUUAUGCAAAAAUAGCCGUCGAUCGUCCAAUGUUCAUAGUGUUUUGCGCUCUGCAGGCACUGGUCCUAGGCAUUGUGUGGGCUGUUCUGAUCUGGCUGUGGACAACAGGCGCGUAUCUCCCAGAGCUCUCCUCAUAUCCAUUAAUCGAUUUCGCAACCAAAACUCAACUUGUAGACACGUCUCAAGGCACAGCUGAACCUUGGGCCAUCCGGAGAGCAAACCAAAUCUUGGAUAAGGCUACAACCGAUCAGUCGAUUAGAAAAGCUUUCAUGCACGAAAGAGUGACGAUUAUCAGGAGCGAGGCUAAUACGGACCUUCAAGCAAAGGUGGAAAGAAAGACAGCAGCAGCAUCUUCCGCUGUGUCAGUGCCACUAGAUGAAACUGUUGUCGUUGGCGUGGGCGUCCAACGGUCAAGAACGGUAUGA
Cladophialophora bantiana CBS 173.52 is the source of this 1665-nucleotide messenger RNA. RefSeq lists its product as uncharacterized. The transcript is spliced from 3 exons. Lineage: Eukaryota; Fungi; Ascomycota; Eurotiomycetes; Chaetothyriales; Herpotrichiellaceae. Bases 1 to 1665 code for a protein of 554 amino acids. The record is from RefSeq and is a predicted model, not a curated record.